Molecule: messenger RNA, 3653 nt
Organism: Monopterus albus (swamp eel)
Lineage: Eukaryota; Metazoa; Chordata; Actinopteri; Synbranchiformes; Synbranchidae
Gene: dxo
Product: decapping exoribonuclease
Exons: 7
Coding region: 94-1362 (422 amino acids)
Biological process (GO): nuclear-transcribed mRNA catabolic process; NAD-cap decapping
Cellular component (GO): cytosol; nucleus
Molecular function (GO): mRNA 5'-diphosphatase activity
Source: RefSeq, a predicted model, not a curated record
AGAAGACGACGAAGAAGAACGGUUACCAAAAAGCAGAGAGAUUAUGAAUUAACGUAAAUCAAGUAUUUCUGCCUUCUUUGCGCUCAGGUAGCAAUGGACCGCAACAGGCCCCACAAUCCCAACUUCAGCUGCCGCAAACGGCAGUCAUCAGAAAGUGAAGGCAGUGGAAGAAAUCAGUGUGAGAAGAAACCCUUCAGACCAGACCUCAGCCACCACCACCAGCAUGAGUCUGGGUCAGCUCCAGGACAAAGCUCACUCCCCUCUCGGGGUCUGAGCACCAGAAAGGAGCUUUAUGAGAGAGAAUUUCCUUUGUACAAACAGCCUGUCGAAAUAGGGUGUUUUUCCCUUGACUCUGAGCGUAGAUUCUUCAAUGACAGCAGACAGUUGAGAUACUACGUGGAACCUGACAAAAACCCUACUUUUGACUUGAGAGAUGGAUACAAGGACCGCUAUAUAAAGAGAGAUGAAAACUUGAUGGAGAAGCUGGACCACAUCCUACGGUGGAUCAUGGCCAAUAGAUCGAAGCUUAACUUGAGGGCCUCAUCACGUGCAUUAGAUGUGGACUUUGUGACAUGGCGGGGUCAUCUGACCAAGCUGCUGACCACACCCUAUGAGACACGGGAAGGCUGGUUGCUGGCGGUGACCAGGUUUAAAGGCACAUUUUACAUCAGUGAAGUGGAAACAGAGGCCAAUCAUAUGGAACGUGAGAACCGUACUGAGAGGCAUAAAGAGAUGAUGUACUGGGGAUACAAGUUUGAGCAAUACACAUGUACAGAUAACAUCCACAGUUUACCUGACCCAGGCGGAGUGGUUAACACUAAUGAGGCCUUCUGCACUGUGGUGCAGACUUGGCUUGCAGAUCACAGACUUCUCUUCUCCGGUGAGGUGGACUGUCGCGAUAAAGACCCCAGUGCUCCAGCUCCUCCUGCCUGCUAUGUUGAGCUGAAGACUUCUGCAGAGAUCUACACACCCAAACAGCGCAGCAGCUUCCACAGGUUCAAACUGCUGAAGUGGUGGGCCCAGUCUUUUCUCCCUGGCGUCCCUCGUGUUGUAGCAGGUUUUCGAGAUCAUGAAGGAGUGGUCGUUUCUGUGGAGACGUUUCACGUCUCUAAGAUUUCACAGCUCAUCAAGAGUGAAUACAACUGCUGGAAGCCAACAGUCUGUAUGAACUUUUGCUCCGAUUUCCUGUCUUUUGUGAAGCAUGUGGCAACCGAGGACAGCCCUAGUGUGGUGUACCUUUUCUCCUGGCAGCCCCACAGAGAUGUGACCUACUCCAUUCACAGGGACUCCAAGUAUUCAUUCCUGCCUCACUGGUAUGUCAAAGAGAUGACCAGCAAUCAAGACUCACACCACAGGUCCUGAUUCAAAGCUAAGGCCAUCGACCCCCAAUCUAGGGUUUAUUUCCAAAAUACUUUGGCACCCGAUGUUUGAUAAACUUUAUCUAUACAAGUUGCAUGGUGUCACUGAUCACUAACCCAUGAUCCCCUGCUGCGGUUUUUAUUGUUUGCUCAUCAUUUGAAACUGAAUCUUGAUUUUCAUGUGGCAUUUUAAAUAAAACAAUUCCAUAAUGAUUAUCAAACUUUAUUAUUCCCUGGUAGGACAAUAAACAUGAAUUCCAAAACCAGUAAUAUAUUAAUUUAUACAAAAUUAGAAAAUAAAAGGUUUAAAAAUCUUGAUGUAAAUAAAUUCAAGUAAGCAUUGUAUCAACACUUACCAAACAUGUUCAUGUAAACUGUUCAUUUGAGACUGAAAACAAGCAGUCGUUAGUCGUAAGUAGCAGUUACAAAGACGACAGUAAUUUUAGUUAGUCAUGUCUAGAAACAGCUGUUCAGAUGCGUUGCUGGCUUUGCUUUUUCUUUUUUUAAUAACACCGACACAUUCACCAGGUUCAGGCUGGUUCUUAACUAUUAAACAAAGUUCAUUUGGUCUUCCUCACCCAGCUGAAUGAUCUUUUUUCAGUUUUCUACUUUUUCACUCAUGUACUAUUCUCAGAUUUAGAGAAUUUAAAGUCCACCUCUGGUGCGAGAAGCUAGAUUUGGGGACAGUUCUUACAACAUUAAACUGAUGGAAGUAGAAAACUAGAUUUUAUUUCCCAAACUUGAAAUACACAUUUAUUUGAUAUUAUGAAUUCAUUUCGUAGCAGGUAUACAGGCCACUGAUAUGCACAUACAGUAUAGUGUAUGGUGUACCUGAGGCCAGCAGGUGAAUGAGUUAGCAGAAGGUCCCAGCUCAGCUAACAUAAUGAAAAGGAGCUCGAAUCUGGUAAAUGUGUCAUUUGGUUUUGGUACCACUCACACCAAUUAAUACCACAAAGAGUGAAAAGGCUGUGAGUUUUAACUGGGAUCAUGCAAAACUGUGUAGAGGGCAAUACCUCUUGUAAUGAUUAAAACCUGCACGUUAAAUGCUCAAACAGCCAGUUCAACUGCAACAUAAAGAGUGAAUCAACUGCAAGUAAGUGAACGGCUGCAGAUAAACGAAUGUAAUAAAAAAAUACUGUAACUUAUUGCAAACCCUGACUGCCUUACACUGCUAACAAAACAGUGAAAUAAACAAUGGAAGUCACCUGUGUGACAAUGUCCAUACUGACCAACGGUCAUGUAGACUAGUAAUUAAGUGCAUCAUAUCUUUAUGUAACUCAACAGUCAUUAUAGCACGUGUAUCAGUUCAUAGUACAGAUUUUUGCGAUAUAAUUAGGAGGCACUUAGCACCUACUGCAGUAUUUGCACACAUGUAACUUUUACUCUUAAUUGGUUCAAGGUUAAGUAGUCAUUCCCAUUAGUAUUAAAUUCAUGGCAACUUAAGAAGAGAAUUAUUAACACCAAAACAUUCAAACAUUCAGUGCAUAUUUUACGCACAAAUCUAUAAAUAUGAAUGGCAGCUCUGCCCUGUUUUCCAUUUCACCGUUUUUGUUAUUAUUGAUAAUUUGUGUGUAACAGUAACAUAUAUAUUAUAUCAGCCUAAUAAAAAUGAUCUUGUAGGAAUUUCCAUCUUGCAGAACAUCAAACAUACAUUAAUUUCUCCGUUAAAAUAUUAAACAAAGUAUGAAGAAUGGUCCAGUGGUGUAAGUCAAAGCAACACCUAAGUACUGUAAGUACCGUAUUGGUCUCAUCACCUGCACCAAACCCCUAAUGCUGCAGAAAUAGUUUUGACAUUUUGGGAAAUACACUUAUUCACCAAGAUUUCGCUAUUAAGUACCAGCUUCUAAAAUGUGAAUAUUUGCUAGUUAUAUAUUAGCAAACAACUUUUUUAGUAUUUUUGACUCUAAAACGAUCUGUUUGAAUAUGCUCACUUGAGCUUCAAGGAAUACUGUCCUGCCUUUUUUCCACCAUGUUGACUUUUUAAUACACUGAGCAACCAAUCAAUUAUUAAAUAGAUGUCAGAUGUAUUGAUAAUAAAAAUAAUGGUUGGUUGCAACCUUAGAGUUCUCCUGUGAUGAAUUAAUACUACCUUUCCCAAGGUUUUAUAUGUGGUAAUUCCUUUAAAAAAUUUGAAGCAUUUUGAUAAAACAUUACAACAAACUACAAGUAGAAUACUGAAGGUUUUAAAACCUUUAGCACAAGGUCUCUCUCUUCAAGACCAGGCGACAAGGUGGAGGACGAAGGACCCAUCAGAAUUGAUACUGUGCUGUAGUAAUGCAAUAAAAAAAAAAAAAA